Messenger RNA from Chelonoidis abingdonii (Abingdon island giant tortoise), 8474 nucleotides. It is a transcript of the gene CIMAP1A, whose product is annotated as ciliary microtubule associated protein 1A. The record is from RefSeq and is a predicted model, not a curated record. Gene Ontology annotation, cellular component: cytoskeleton. Lineage: Eukaryota; Metazoa; Chordata; Testudines; Testudinidae.
UUGCCCACCCCUGCUAUAGAAAUUUAAUGCUUCAUUUUUCCAUUUGUACUGAAAUCAUUAAGAAAAAGAAGAGUGGUAAUUCACAUUUUUCAUCGGUCUAUCCCUGGACAGACCUGCCCUGGAUCAAUGUUGAGACCAUGCGACCCAUCAAGUAAUCAUAUGGAAGGAGCAAAUCUGGCUGAUUUAUUUUGUUCUUGUAACUUCCAAAGCAAGUUCACUGGGUUUUACAUCUUAAUGGUAAAAAUUUCAAAAGUAUUUAAGUGGCCUAGGAGCUUACCUCUCAUUUUCAAAAGUGACAUAUGCACUUAUCCAUUGACUUUUCCUUUGAAAUCUAUUUAAAUUAGGCAUCUAACCUGAUUAGGCAAUUGUGAAAAUCUCACAAGGCACCUUUACCAUCUUUACCUUUGAAAAUCUGGCUUUAAGUGUCUAUGUCACUCUCAAAACCAGGGCUUAGGCUCUGAAUCAUUCAGGUGACUGAAAGGUUUGUCCCUAACCUACAAAACCCAAUGCAGUUUUUUUGGAAUUUCAUAGGAAGAGCUCAAUGUAAACACAAAGCAGCCAGAUGCAAGCACUAGGUAAGCAGGAUUUGACUAUUUGAAGAGAUGAAUCAGCACUGAUGCUAGAGAAGUGGGCAGAAAGACUUAUCACUGCAGUUUGAACUGGACUACCCUGUGGGCACAAAGUCCUUGUGCAGAUCUGAAGGUCCUGUUCCCUCAUUGUGAGCUACUCAAAAAGUAGCACUAUGAUGCCAAAGCUAUAGGAAUGAUUCAUGAAACACACACAACAGGAGCUAGAAUCCUAAUACUGGACAGUGUUCUAGAACCUCCUAAGCCACUGUACAAGUAAUUGUGAGUUUCUAUGACAAUUUCAUGAAAGUUCUUCCCAAGUCCACAUGGAGGGAGAAACCUAAGCCUACCCUGCCAGCAUUCCACCUUCUCCUAAAACUCUGCAGUUCUAUUACUGAAAGAAAAGUGAGAAGGGCAGCAGAGAGGACAGGGUUUAUUCACACAUAAUUAGGCUUCAAAGGACAAGAAAGGUGAAUUUUUCCUAUUUACCUAGUUGGAGAUUUCACAGCGUCUUCAUUUCUGUACAGUUUCUAGUUCUACAGUUAGCUAUACUGAGUCUGAUUUAAUUCAGAAACUCAUGUUUUGUCACUAUAGAAGCAGGACUGAAUCCAGUCUUUGCCCUUUACUGCAAAUUGAGCUUAACGGGAUAAUUUUAACAAAUCAUUUUCUCUCUAAACCAUAAAUGCUUUAACAUUUCCAAGCUGGUAUAUUUAAAACUGUUUUCUUAAAAUAAUGCAUUAAUGUAUUUUCUUUUCAAUACAGAAUAUUAACAACAAAAAAAGGUGUUGCAGAAGAUAAAAAUUAUGGAAAAGGUGUAAAAAUGCUAUACUCACACAACUGUCAGCUGUCCUAUAGUAAACUGCUGUAAUUUGCUAGGUAGGGUAUGCAAGAAAACACAGUUAAGUUCAAACCCACCAAAUUCCAAACACAAUCUGCUAACAUCUGACACUUCAUUGUGCAAAUUCAGAAUUAUUUUUAUUUAGGACACCACCUGUGUCAGAGAAGUAGCUUUAAAAGCAUUUGCGGUCCACAGAAGAACUCUUUGCAAGUCUUCAAAACUCUACCAGACAGUUUAGAAUUGAAUUGACACGCUGAGCAUUUUUUGUGGAUGGCUGGUGUGCCAAUAGUGAGAUGGCUUUACAUGGAAUUUGGAACUGCUAGGAAGACGUGUGUUUCCCUCAAACUCGACCUGCUGAGAAUUCCCUAUAGAAAGCAAUAAGCCAAAACUAGCUUUGUUUCUCCUGCAUGUUGAAUUCCAAAGUGUAUAGCAUCAGGUUUAUAGGUUAUCAUGGAAUAUUUUAGUACUUUAUACUUUGAAAAGUGAAUGGAAAAUGGCAUCAUGGUCUUCUACGUUUAAGGCCUGAUCCUUCAAUUACUCUUCACACAGGAGUCCUGUUGAAAUCAGUGGGAGUUCUAUGAGCGCAGCACAGGGCCAUUAUAUCCAGCGGCUUUCACAGCAUAUCAGCUCAGUUUACAAACCCAAAGAAAAAUCAUUUUUCUAACAUCCAAUGCUGCAAACUGAACCUAGGAUCUGCCUCUUCCUGUACAUCAUUGCCAGUAACAAAAGAUUCUGCAGUAGGAACUUAGCUGAGUUGGAGAGGCAGGAUAACAUUCAGCUCCCUUCUCUGUAACUAUACUGGCUCUGAGAUGCCAGCUGUAGUUAAAAUUUGCAUAUCCCAACAUACUAGGAGAUAAAAAUCAAACAUGGACAGUUAGCAAAGAGUGUCAUUUUUAUAUUGUCACUAUUCUCUCUGUAACCACAUUUUAAAGUGUGUAAUACAUAACACGUAAUGUAUAUGAGGCAUAUUUAACCCUCUUGGACCUAUACAGAAGAGGAAAAUUGCAGUUCUUACAGAGAACAGCUGAACCUCCAGGCCUGUUUGGUUAAUUCCUUAUUUUAAAUCUGCAAGUACAUUGUUAUGCUAAUGUUAUUUCUUCGUUUUUCAUUCUUGUAUCCAGCUUGCUGAAGGCCUCUUAUCUUUUGGGUUUCAGGCACCUGUGUCGGUCCAGACCAGGAACUGUUUUAAAAUAAGUCUCCUGAGUCAUAACAUAUUUAAAAAGGAACAGCAGUAGACGGGGUGGUUCACUACUCAAAGCACAGCAAGUUUUGCUGCUGAUACAGAGAAAAAAGAGCCACACAGCUGAUGCUUAAAGCACCAAAGCAGCAAGUACAGGUGAAGCUCAGGUGAGCACACGAUGUCCGAUGAGUGAGAUACCAGCAGGUGCAAUAAUGACUCUGCAGAAAAAAGAGGUAGAGUGAACUGUUUUCUAGCAAUUCCUUCUUACCAUAGCGCUUAGGAGCCCAGGACCUCAAUAUGCGAGAAGCUGUACAGACAGAGAACAGAAAGACAAGAGGCAACAGAUACAGACAGGCAGAGAAGAGUACAAGGAAACUGUGUGAUAAUAUUGGUCAGCAUGAAUAGGCAGUGGUCUCAGCACACUGGUGGGCUAACUGCUGUCAAUUUUUUGUAAGCAUCAAGGCAAAGGAGAGAAAUAUAGAGUAAUUUGAACAGGGAUAAUGAGGUAGCUUACCUGAGGGCCUGACAGCCCAGUUAUUCAAAGUGUUGUACAGUAGAGAGCAGUGUAAUCUAAAAAGUCCCAUUACACCAUGUGAGAUAGGGAGAUAUAUAGCUAAAGGAAUGGAGGCAGAGGGCUAAGUGCACAUACUAGUGAAUGGGAGUGAAAUCCUGGCCCCACUGAAGACAAUGGCAAAUGUCCCAUUGACUUCACUAAGGACAGGAUUUCACCCCUAGUAUGUGUACAAGUUUAGAGAUAGGCCUAUCCAUCUAGAACAGAACUGCAGCCUGGGGGAUUCUGGGCUCUGCUGAGAUACUGGCUAAUGAACAACCUGCAGGAGACCUGAGAUUUUUAUUAAGUUCAAACUCUGACAAGAAAAUCUUAGUGGCAAAGACAUUGUGAGUGAGGAUUCUACAAUUGCUGUGGAUACAGGAUGUGAAGGUCACUAGCAGUGACCAAAUAAAACCAGGGUCUGUUUUAUAACAGUUCUCUGAUAGGGGAGAAAACCAGACCCUCUGAAAUGUCAGAGGACUCCUUAUUCUGGAUUCAGGGAUUUCCCCUGUCUACUGCAUUCAAAAGAUUCUUAUUAUCACAGGCAUCAGGUUUCCUGUUCCUAUUCCCUAGGGGAUUCUCCCUCUGGUAAACACGAUGAGUCACACUGAUGGAAAAUACCUACAAUUUCCCUUCCAACAUCUGUUUUAGUGCCUCCGUACCACCAUGCUACUGGCAGCAGCAGACACCCAGAUACCAAGAGCUUCCAAGAUACCCCUGUUACAGUACUGAUAUGCUAGUAACUUCGUCAAUACUUGCCCACUGUCCUAUAUCCAUUGUCUCAAUUGGUUUGCUUAUACAUUGGAGCUGACAUGCUGGAUCGGACUGUUGGUCCAGUGCAUUUAGCUGAAUAUCUUGCCUUCAUCAGGGCUAGAACCUGAUGCUUCACAAGAAUGCACGCCCUUGCCCCAUAUUAGCCUAUUGGGCAUAUUUCACCAGCCAUUGUGCAGUGCUACCAAUGAAAGGGGUCCUGAGAGAAUGCUCCACACCUUGAUAUCUCCCUGCUCCUCACCAUACCAUAAGCAGGGUAACGGGUAUAAAAGAAAAUGCAGAUUAGCAAAACAAGUAGACCACUAAGUUUGAAUGCGUUAGUAUCAAUGGCCUAAAGAAGCAGAUAAACUAGGUAUGUACUAUAUGAGCAGGCGUCCUUUAUUCCUGAUACAAUGCAAUCUAUAAAACAGCAUGUCUCUCAGUUCCAUUAACAUGGAGACUGGAGUCAGCGGAUGAGGCUUCAGGUGUGGUACAAUUACAGGGCCAGACUCUUUUUUGCAUUUCAGUGAAAAUUUCUCAAAUAGAAUUUUGCUUCUUUAAGAGAAUCCCGUUAAUAACCUUUCUACUCUCCCUUUAGGCUUUGUAACCAGCUCCCACCAUGGGUGACAGUGCUUGGGUGGGGACCUGGAGGCCUCAUCGUCCAAGGGGCCCAAUAAUGGCCCACUUUACCAGCCCAGGACCAAAGUACUCAAUACAGGGAACAACAGGUUACCUGAAGCACAACCCCACCAAAAGGAAAGCCCCUGCCUACACUUUUAAGGGGGCAAGGCCCUCGCUCCGUGAAGCCUGUUCUCCAGGUCCUCAUUACUAUGUGGAACCCUCAAUGACCAGGAAGGGAAAGGAAACUGCCCCAGCUUAUACCAUGUGUGGGCGCCCCAACGUGAAAACUGAGGUCACACCUGGCCCAAGCGAUUAUUCACCAGAGAAGUCAAAAAAGCAUGUUUAUGAAUCUGCUCCUGUGCACUCCAUGUCAUUCAGGACUAGGAGCUUCAGUGUAGACAGCACUCCAGGUCCUGGCGCAUACACUAUUCCUCGGGUGAUGGGACCCAACACAGUAGACAAAACUGCUAGCCCUUGUUAUUCCAUGAAAUGGAAGAGUAAGCUUGGUCGCUUUGAUGAGGAUCUCCAUAAGACCCCAGGUCCAGCUGCAUAUAAAAAGACAGACGUUGAUGUGUACAAAAAGAGAGCCCCCAAGUACAGCAUGAGCUCCCGGACUAAGCCUGCAGGAACAGUUAGACAUCCUGGACCAGGAGACUAUUAUCCCGGAAAGAUAACGUUGACCAAGCCUUGCGCCCCAGUUGUUACCUUCGGAAUCCGACACUCUGAGUAUACAAUGCCUUUGAUAGUGGAUGUCUAUUGACCUUCACGCAAGCUGCCUUACAGAAAUUAUAUUUAUUUUUCUAUAUCAUGUUGCUUUAUAUUUUAAAGCUGCCAGUUUUUAUACAAGUUAUCUUAUAAUUAACGAUCAUCUAUCUUCAAACAAAUAAGUUUCUACAAGUUUAGCACUAAAGGAUGACAAAUAUUCAGGAAAUGAUCACUUGCAAUAUUUUAACUUGCCUCUGGCUAUGAAGGAAUUUUCCAUAUCCCCCCUUAAUGAAGAGGACAUGUUGAAGCUAGCAGUAUUACCCUGGCGUGUGGAUCUUGCUGUAUCUACCUGCUGAGAGUCUGAACCCUGGCAUUAGUGCAUUGAAGCAUCUGGAUCCUGUGUUCCAGAAACUGGGAAUUCACAACUGUAUACAUAGUCAGUCAGUUUUGUACUACUGAGCUAUUUUGUUUGUUUAGUCCUGUGAUGACCCUCACUGUAUGUGUCAUUUAUCCCUUUGAUUGUGUUCUACUGCAGUAUCAGCAUGUAAAGAAAAUAAAUCAGGGAGUCAAUAUUUAUGUCAAUCUACCUUUAGAUGGAGUUACAGACUAAAGUUUAAAGGGACACUGGGUGGUUAAAACAAGUUCAUAGAUAUGUUACAUCUUUAGAUUAUUAAAACAAAAUUUUAAAAAUUUGAAUGGGCUUUUCACCACUCAUUCCUAGUUUACAUUCUCCUCUUCACUAAUCUUGGAUAAUGGGGUGGGAGGGAAAGGGGGGGGGAAUUAAAACCACUUCUGGUUCUCAUGCCUUAGCAAAAUAUUGCCAUUUUAGAAUUGCUAGAAAAUGUUAAAAUCCUAAAUUAAAAAAACCUUUUCAUUAAAUUUAAGAACAAAAGUUUCAUUAGAAUUUUUUAAAACAAAGUAAGCCUACAUUGCGAAACAACAUCCCCUUAACCUAGAAGUGCCGUUCUUGCCCCCUCAGCUACUGUACGUUGGAUGGCUGUGAACAUGCAGCAGCUUGCAAGGUUCACAUGCAGGCUAACCAUAACUGCACGCUACACUCAGGAAGCACAGGAACUAUUUCAGAGAAGCAUACUGCCCUAAAGAGGAGGUGGUGGAGCUUAAAAGUAGAUAUUCUCCUCCUGAAUUAUAGGGGGAAAUUGUAUCUCUGUGACGCUUCCUCCCCAAGCUCCACACAGAAGUAGUGCAACUCUGCACCAUCCCUCGCUGUGAGCAGUGCCUGAGUGCAACAGCUGAGCCCAAAGGUUAACACAAUUAUUGGGAAGGACAAAUUGUCUGCACUACUUAACCAAGGUAGGAACCCCAACAGUCCCUUCCCCCAUUUACUGUGUUCUCUGGGAGUUUUACUUAGCCUUUCAAGGCAAGGUUAGUGUGAAGGUGGUGACGGGGAAGUGAACUGUUGGACUCCAGACGACAAUGCUGACCUUUAUUUUAAAAAUAUUUUUAAACUAACAUUUCAAAACAUGAAGUCAUUUUGAAUCAAAAAAAAUCAAAUACUUCAUUCCAAACAGGAAAAAAAGUGUCAAACAAUCCAUUGAAACCCAGGGGAAGUUUUGGUUUUGACAAAAAUCAGGAUUUUCCAACAACAAAAAUUGUUUAAAAAAGUUCCUGACCAGCUCUAUUAUUGACUCCUGAGCAAGAUGGGUGACUUGUGCUUUAGUGGUCAUUUUUCCUCUUCAUCCCAGAAGUCAGUAGGGGCCAAUUUCUCUUCUUCUUUAUGGAUACAUGCAGAUCCCAUAGGGUGCUAUCUUGUCACACCUUCUGGUCUACUGCAUCUUAGCGCUUGGAUGUAAUCUCCACGUCCAUUGUAGUGAGUACUGUAUUAUUGAUGACUGGUCAUCAAUGCAGGUUCCAAGGCAAUAAGUCCUAUAAAAAGUUAAUCAUGUACAUGUUUGGAAACUGGCUAGUAUAAUACAGCUUUGGACCAUGAUAAGAACAUACAUAUAUAAUUACUGGUGCAGCAUCUUAAGACAGUACAACUUUAUUCACACCAUAAAAAGCAAAAUAAAGAGAUCAUUGCUCUGGCAAGAAUUAGAGUGCUUUGGAGUUUUUUGGUCAUGAAAGAUUUGCUUGAGGGAAGCAGAUGGAAUAGUCAAGUGAGCCACCCAAAGUUUUCAAGCAUGUAAAAUGAGCUCAGAACAGCCAAGUCUUACCAAAGACAAGAAUCAAACAGGACUGAGUCAACUAGUCAACUGAACCAAGAGCCAGAAUGGAUCAUCACUGCAUCCUCCUCCCUCCAUCCCUAUUGCACAUUCUACCUUUGGAACAGGAUAAGGACACAAGUUACAGUACAUCAACUAGUACAUUAGAAGAUCAAUAUUCAAGGUAAGAAGCAGAUUAAGAAAACUGGAUCUAAAUCUGCAGAAGGACCAAUGUUCUGUGGCUUGUAAGAGAGGAGUUUUUCACUGUCACACAGUGUCAUUUGUCAGGAUCAGACAAUAUACACAGGGAUUAGGGAAUAUGAGUUUGUUUAGGGAGAAUAACUGUAUAGAGCAUAUGUUCUUUGGCCCUAGAGAGGUGGCUACAUCAAGAGGAAUAAGAUUUCCUUGCUUGAUGAUUGGUUUUCUUACAGAAAAAUCCAGAGAAGCCCUUGGAACAAAUAAUAUACACUAUAAAAUAACUUUGGUAGAGUUGUUUUGUACCAUAAAAACCUUUUAAAAUAAUGUGUAGCAUCUGGGGUAUUUUUUUUUAAACAAUAGCAGUAUUUUUAGAAUGGUUUAUUAUCACUGGAGGCAGAUAUAAAUAAUUCAGAUGGGAGAACAUACAUGGGUUGGAAUGAGAGGGGAAGCGACAAGGUCAAUGAAAGGGAAAGAAUGGUGAUUUGGGAUGAGCAUUCUUAACCAGCACACAGUACAGAAUAAAGACCUAGUGCUGAAAGAUCAUAAACGUCCUUCAUCCACACAGCAUUCUAAUGCACAGAAUUAUGUAGAACAAUCACAGAGCAGGGUACCUACUUUAUCUCAAAGUGCUGCAAGCUCUGGAGUGAUGGCUUCACAAACAAUAGACAAUACUUGCUCAGGUAUGUAUUCCAGACAGUUACCCAGAGACAUGCAGCGUACCUACCAGGUGACGUACUGUGGAGGGAACAAAGAAUUGGGAAUUCUGAGGUGACCUCCUAUUUUAAAUCAUCCCUCUGAUCAGACCACUUAAGACAACAGAUCUAAACUCCAUCUUUACCUAUGGCGUGGAAAUGUCUUCCCAACAAUACCAAAGUGCUGUAUUAUCAGAAUGCUAGUACCAAUUGUU